Molecule: messenger RNA, 2456 nt
Organism: Podarcis raffonei (Aeolian wall lizard)
Lineage: Eukaryota; Metazoa; Chordata; Lepidosauria; Squamata; Lacertidae
Product: zinc finger and SCAN domain-containing protein 2-like
Exons: 3
Coding region: 676-1785 (369 amino acids)
Source: RefSeq, a predicted model, not a curated record
ACCCCGCCCCCACCAUCCCAAAUCCCUCCCCCAAUACAUUGCUCCUCCUCCUCCUCCUCCAAUCCGGCUCUUCUGUUCCAGGACUGGGGGGUGUGAGCCCCCUCCCUAACUGCCUGCUUCUCCCGGAAGUGGAGCUUCCACUCCGGAUUGCUGCUCUGACAGUAGCUCUAGGGGCGCGCGCGUUCUCAAAGGGGAGGAGGGGCGACAGGUAAAUCCUCCCCACCCACGUGGAUGUUGCAGGAAAGGAAAGGAGGAUCGGGAGCGAGCACAAAGAGGUAAUGUCAGAGUGACUGACAAGCUGAGAUACAACCCAUCAUCAUCCGAUGACAGCGACUGCCUGAAUCUUCCCAGUCAAAGGACCCAUUUUCAAGAUAGACAGUGCCUGGGGCUGGAGGCUCUACACACCGGGUGUGCCUGUGCAGGCCAAAGACUGCCAGUAUUAGCACAGGUGAGGACUUCCUCUCUGCCCACUCUGAAGAAGGUGUUACAGAAGAAUGUCAGAAUUCCAGGGGACGGGAAUAGACAUUGAAAUGUGAGAAAUGUGGAAUAUGCUUCACUGAAUGAGCACACAUAGCUCACAUCAACAAACUCACAGGAGAGAAACCUUUUAAAGAUUUGAAGUGUGGAAAGGGUUUCACUGAUAGUGAAAAACCUAGAACACACCAGCAGACUCACAUGGGUAAGAAAGGAUUCCAAUGCAGGGAGUGUGGGAAGAGCUUCAGUCAGAAUGGAGACCUUAAAUUACACCAAAGGACUCACACAGGGGAGAAACCAUAUGAAUGUAUGGAGUGUGGAAAGAGCUUCAGUUCCAAUGCAACCCUUAGAUCACAUCAACGGACUCACACAGGGGAGAAACCAUAUGAAUGUAUGGAGUGUGGAAAGACCUUCAGUCAGAUUGGAACCCUUAGAAUACAUCAACGUACACAUACAGGAGAGAAACCGUUUAAAUGCAUGGCUUGUGGAAAGAGCUUUAGUGCUAGUGGAACCCUUAGAAUACAUCAACGGACGCAUACAGGGGAGAAACCAUUUAAAUGCAUGGCUUGUGGAAAGAGCUUUAGUGAUGGUGGAACCCUUAGAAAACAUCAACAUAUUCACACAGGAGAGAAACCGUUUAAAUGUAUGGAGUGUGGAAAGAGCUUCAGUUUCAGUUCAAACCUUAGAAAACAUCAACUGACUCACACAGGGGAGAAACCAUUUAAAUGCAUGGAGUGUGGAAAGAGCUUUAGUCAAAAUGCGCACCUAACUUUACACCAUCAAACUCACACAGGUGAGAAACCAUUUAGAUGUAUGGAGUGUGGAAAGACCUUCAUUCAGAUUGGAAACCUUAGAAUACAUCAACGGACUCAUACAGGGGAGAAACCAUAUACGUGUAUGGAGUGUGGAAAGAGCUUCAGUCACGAUGCAGGCCUUAGAUCACAUCAACGGACUCACACAGGAGAGAAACCAUUUAAAUGUAUGGAGUGUGGAAAGAGCUUUAGUUACGAUGCAGGCCUUAGACAACAUCAACGGACUCACACAGGGCAGAAACCAUAUAAAUGUAUCGAGUGUGGAAAGAACUUCAGUCAGAGUGCACACCUUAGACAACAUCAACGGACUCACACAGGAGAGAAACCUUUUAAAUGUAUGGAGUGUGGAAAGAGCUUCAGUUAUAGUGGAAACCUGAGAGUACAUCAACAGACUCACAUCGGUAAGAAACGAUUUAAAUGUAUGGAGUCUGGAAAGAGCUUUAGUGAUAAUAGAAAUCUUAGAAAACAUCAGCAGACACACAGGGGAGAAACCAUUUAAAGGUAUGGACUGUAGAAGAGCUUCAGUCAGAGUGGAACCUUUGAUUUAUGUCAACAAACUCACACAAAGGACGAACCAUAUAAAUGUCAGGAAAGUAGACAGAGGUUCAGUCCUAGGGGAAUCCUACAUCUACAGACUCAUGGACAGGAAGAAGUUUAACAGUUGACACCCUCCAAACCCAUCAACCCUCAAAGAGGAGAAGCUGUUUAAAGGGAAAGAUUGCAGAAAGUGCUUUAGUUAUAAUGGAGUGUUUAAGGAACAUCCAAGAGCCAGUGUGGUGUAGUGGUUAAGAGUGGUAGAUUCGUAAUCUGGGGAACUGUGUUUGCGUCUCCGCUCCUCCACAUGCAGCUGCUGGGUGACCUUGGGGCAGUCACACUUCUUUGAAUUCUCUCAGCACCACUCACCUCACAGAGGAAGGGAAAGGAGAAUGUUAGCCGCUUUGAGACUCCUUCUGGUAGUGAUAAAGCGGGAUAUCAAAUCCAAACUCCUCUUCUUCUCAGAGGGGAGAACCCAUUUAGAUAUAUGGAGUGAGGAACGUGUUCCUUUCAGAGUUUACUCUUCUUCACAGCAAUGAACUCAGCAGAAAAUCCAUCUUAAAAGCAUGUCAUGUAUUUGAGGUUCUGCUGUUUAUAUGUAAAACUGUAUAGUAAUGAAAUAAUGAAGGUACCAUC